Messenger RNA from Columba livia (rock pigeon), 1660 nucleotides. RefSeq lists its product as uncharacterized. The record is from RefSeq and is a predicted model, not a curated record. The coding region runs from base 155 to 1660 and encodes 501 amino acids. Gene Ontology annotation, cellular component: cytoplasm. Lineage: Eukaryota; Metazoa; Chordata; Aves; Columbiformes; Columbidae. The transcript has 10 exons.
CACCCUGUGAGGACAGCGUUGGCAGGGCUGGAGGCUGGUGGUGCUGGGUGCUGGCAGCUGCAGGUCCCAUCCCGGCUGUGCUGUGCAGGUGCUGCUGGAAGAGGAGCCCAGGGACCAACUGCCUGCAGUGGUGCAGCGCAUUGCCUCAUUUGCCAUGGCUGAGAUGAGGUACCUGCCCAUCCUUCCUGGGAACUCCUGCCCCAGAGCCCCCUGUCCACCUGUACGAGACCUCCAGGCACUGCUCCCAGCACCAGUGUCCUACUGGCCCCUCUCUCUUUGUAGCUUCGUGGAGGAGGUGCUGGAAGGCAAAGACAUGAGCCACAUCCAGGCCUGCUUCUCCAACGUCUUCAUGCUUCCUUCAAAAGAGGAAAUGAGGGGCCUGAAACCUUACCUCUACUUCAUGACCAUGAAGGCUGUGGACAGCGUGCUUGUGGCAUUGGCGCUCAACUCUCCUGCCUCCGAAGUCAACGAGAAGAUGCAGGAUAUCUUCCAGAUGCUCUUGACGUUCACCACCUCUGAGAGGGCAUCUGUGCGGGAGAGGGCUGUGGGCAGGAUGAGGGUGCUGAGCUUCUUGCUGGCCAACUACUCCUCACUGAAGGCUGAUCCAAAUGAGGAUGGAAGUGAUUCCUGUGCUGAGAUCGAGAUGCCAAUCCUUGGACAGCUGCUAGGACAUCUCCUCCUAUUCCUGUCAUUCAAGGAAGAAGAGACCAGCUGUUUGGCUUUGGACACUCUUUAUUUCCUCUUCCAAUUCAAGCGUCAGCAACACUGUGCGACACUGCCAGAAGAGAAUGCACAGCUCCAGGAGGACUGGGAAGCCAGUAUCACCUCCUUGACCUCUUCGCCCAGUGCUACUCACAUCACCAAGCUCUUUGAAGAAUACCUCCAGCCUUCUGAGAGGACAGACAUGGUCCUGGUGUUCAUCAAGGCGAUGAGCGACUCCAGCACCUUUGACAAGGAGGUGGCCAGAAACAUGCUGGGCAUGGUCAAGAGAAACUGCGAUUUCUGGCUGGUGGAUGUGCCAAAGAUCACAAGCUGCAUCCACAAAGCCCUGCGGUGCAUCAACACGGCACCAGCCCGGCGGAGUGUGAUGUCCCUAAUUGUCUGGAUGGCUGACAAGUGCCCUGGGGAGGUGGUCUCGACGCUGCUGACAAUCACACCACCAGGAGACAGCACUGCCCUGGCACUGUGGGAGGUGAUGUUCUCCGUGCCCCAGACCCUGCAGAACGUGUUGAAGGAGCUGCUCAUCCAACUGCAGGACCGGCACUAUAGGGUCUUUUAUACACACUGGGUGGACACCGCCAUCCUUCGCUUGGCUAUACUGGCCAGCAGUGACCUGCAAGAUGAGGAGUUUGCUCCAGUGUACCUAGUCAUGAGGUUUCUGAGGCAACGAAGACCAGCGGUGCUCUCCCUGUUGCUCAGGGCCAUGAUGACGCUGUCACAGAGAGGAGAGAUGGCCAGAAAAAUGGAGGUCAUGCUGCCAGACCUGAUGUGGGUCCUGCAGUACGGCAAUAAGGCCAUCAAGAUGAAGGCUCUGGUCAUCUUCAGAAACGUGAUGGCUCAGCUGGAGAGGGAGAAGGCCAGUCCCAUCGCUGUGCGGCUGGCAGAAUUUCUCCUGCCCUUCUUUGAUGACGUAAGGCUGAUGUAUAAGGCUGAUGUAUAA